ACAUUCCGAUCCCAGAUUUGAAGCCAGUAUUUAAAUCUCGACUCUGCUCUCUUUGCUUCGUGCAUCUGCAACGACCCAAACGCGCUCUUGCAGAUACGACCUUCUUCCAUUUCUACUCUUCUUCUUCUCUCGCUCGAUUUUGCAUUGAAUAAAAGCGUUGUAAACUUUGAACAAGAAAAUGGUGAAGAUUUGCUGCAUUGGAGCAGGUUAUGUUGGUGGGCCUACAAUGGCAGUCAUCGCACUCAAGUGCCCAUCAAUUCAAGUAGCUGUAGUUGAUAUAUCCAUUUCCAGGAUCAACGCAUGGAACAGUGACCAGCUGCCCAUAUAUGAGCCAGGCCUUGAUGGUGUGGUGAAGGAGUGCCGAGGCAGGAAUCUCUUCUUCAGCACUGACGUGGAGAAACAUGUCUCAGAAGCUGAUAUAGUCUUUGUUUCUGUCAACACCCCUACCAAAACUCAAGGGCUUGGAGCUGGUAAAGCUGCUGAUCUUACAUAUUGGGAGAGUGCAGCACGUAUGAUUGCUGAUGUGUCAAAGUCUAACAAAAUUGUUGUUGAGAAAUCAACAGUUCCUGUUAAGACGGCAGAGGCAAUUGAAAAAAUUUUGACCCACAACAGCAAGGGGAUCAAAUUCCAGAUCCUCUCAAACCCUGAGUUCCUUGCUGAGGGAACUGCAAUCCGUGAUCUGCUUAGCCCAGAUAGGGUUCUCAUUGGAGGAAGGGAAACCCCAGAAGGCCAGGCAGCCAUCAAAGCAUUGAAGGAUGUUUAUGCGAAGUGGGUACCUGAAGAUCGCAUUCUAACAACCAACCUUUGGUCUGCAGAGCUGUCCAAGCUUGCUGCCAAUGCCUUCUUGGCUCAAAGGAUCUCAUCCGUUAACGCUAUGUCAGCUCUUUGUGAGGCAACUGGCGCUGAUGUUACCGAGGUGUCAUAUGCUGUUGGCAAGGAUACUAGAAUUGGUCCCAAAUUCUUGAAUGCAAGUGUUGGUUUUGGUGGGUCCUGCUUCCAGAAGGACAUUCUGAAUCUAGUUUACAUCUGUGAGUGCAAUGGCCUUCCUGAUGUGGCGGAGUACUGGAAACAGGUCAUCAAGAUCAAUGACUACCAGAAGAACCGAUUUGUAAACCGUGUUGUAUCCUCUAUGUUUAAUACAGUUUCAAAUAAAAAAAUUGCCAUUUUAGGGUUUGCAUUCAAGAAGGAUACAGGUGAUACAAGGGAGACCCCAGCAAUAGAUGUUUGCAAGGGACUGUUGGGAGAUAAGGCCCGGUUGAGCAUCUAUGAUCCCCAAGUGACUGAUGAUCAGAUUCAAAGGGAUCUUACCAUGAAGAAGUUUGAUUGGGACCAUCCUCUCCACCUCCAGCCGAUGAGCCCGACCACUGUUAAGCAAGUCUCUGUAGUUUGGGAUGCCUAUGAGGCAACAAAAGAUGCCCAUGGUCUUUGCAUUUUGACGGAGUGGGAUGAGUUCAAGACUCUCGACUACCAGAAGAUUUAUGAUAAAAUGCAGAAGCCAGCUUUUGUAUUUGAUGGAAGGAACGUUGUGAAUGUGGAGAAGCUAAGGGAGAUUGGUUUCAUUGUAUACUCGAUUGGUAAGCCACUGGAUGCAUGGCUCAAGGACAUGCCUGCUGUAGCUUAAAAGACAGGCUGGAUGUGAUUGGUUUGCUCAUGUUGCGGGUCAACUGGUUGCAGUUAGAGGCUAGCAAUUUGAUUCGUUACUUUUUUUUUUUUUUUGGAAGUAUUGUUAUUGUUUCUUGCUUUCCAAGGUUGCUGGGACAAUUGGGAUGACUUUCAUGUUGGAAGCAGGAGGCUUUAUGUUUUGCCAUACCUUACAUUGCAUUCAAAUAUAUCUCUUGUUACUGGUAUUUGUUCUUAGAAAACUUGAUCUGGCUUGUAUGUGAUUUUAUGUUCAAUAAAAAUUAGACGGUGAAUUCCAGAAA
Molecule: messenger RNA, 1922 nt
Organism: Manihot esculenta (cassava)
Lineage: Eukaryota; Viridiplantae; Streptophyta; Magnoliopsida; Malpighiales; Euphorbiaceae
Product: UDP-glucose 6-dehydrogenase 1
Exons: 2
Coding region: 179-1621 (480 amino acids)
Biological process (GO): glycosaminoglycan biosynthetic process
Cellular component (GO): cytosol; nucleus
Molecular function (GO): NAD binding; UDP-glucose 6-dehydrogenase activity
Source: RefSeq, a predicted model, not a curated record